Molecule: messenger RNA, 981 nt
Organism: Pochonia chlamydosporia 170
Lineage: Eukaryota; Fungi; Ascomycota; Sordariomycetes; Hypocreales; Clavicipitaceae
Product: nucleotide-binding, alpha-beta plait
Exons: 5
Coding region: 1-981 (326 amino acids)
Biological process (GO): positive regulation of mRNA splicing, via spliceosome
Cellular component (GO): spliceosomal complex
Molecular function (GO): RNA binding
Source: RefSeq, a predicted model, not a curated record
AUGGCAACUACUUCAAUGGAUUAUGAGGCAGCAGGCGGUGAUCGCUACGAUGACGACGCGCCUCGCUACGACCGUGACAACAGGAGUGCCUCACCCCGGCCAACCCGUGAUGAGAAUGAUGGCGGGCGUCGUCGUUCUGCCUCACCCAAUGGAACCGCUGAAGGCGCCCCAAAGGAGUCUUCUGGUUCCAAGGAUGAUGACGACGGCGCAGUUAACCCCGGCUCAAACCUUUUUGUGACUGGCAUUCACCCUCGUCUAACCGAAUCCGAAGUCUCGAAGAUGUUUGAGAAGUAUGGAGACGUCGAAAAAUGCCAGAUUAUGCGGGAUCCUCAUUCUAAAGAAUCUCGUGGGUUUGGAUUUGUCAAAAUGGUCACUUCAGAACAGGCAGAGGCGGCGAAGGAGGGCCUGCAGGGUGAACAAAUUGAAGGUCGUACUCUAAGUAUUGAGAAAGCUCGGCGAGCCCGCCCUCGCACGCCCACUCCUGGCAAAUAUUUUGGUCCACCAAAGCGAGACCCCCGCCCACGUUUUGAUGACAGACGUCGCGGUGGCUAUGGUAGUGGCGGCGCUGGCUAUAGCCGCGAUGAUUCGUAUAGAUACCGUGGAUACGAGCGAAAUUACGACCGCCGAUAUGACGACCGUAGCGGCCACGACCGCACCGGCUACGAUCGUGGGUAUGACCGUGGGUAUAGAGAAGAUCGCCGAUAUGAAGACCGUAACUUCACUCGAGAUACCGAACGUGGAGGAUAUGAACGUCGUGAACGUGAUGAUUACUACGGUCGAGAGCGAUAUGGAGGUCGUGAAGAUCGUGACAGAUAUGGACAGCGUGCCCCAGGCAGCUAUGAUCGAGAUCGAUACGACCGUCAAGCUGACCGUGGUGCACCAAGAGAGCGGGAGGCAGCUGUUGGGGCGCCCGGCUACGGGGACUCGGCACCUCGUUCCGAAGCCCGCGAUGCCUACGGAGCUGAUCCAUCCGCUCGAUGA